ACAGAAAAGAUGGCGGCCAAUAUGCUGAGGUCGCUCGCAAAAUUCGGACGUCCUUCGUCAGUAAUUUUAAAUAAAAAUGCAUUGACUUCUGGAUGUGCUUUGCUUCAAAGGAGGCAGAAGCAGUGGCAGCCAGAUGUGGAGUGGGCGGAGCAGUAUGGUGGAGCGGUGAUGUACCCGACUGCCGUUACGGCCAAUUGGAAGCCUCCCCCAUGGAACGACAAGGACCCCAUUGUGGAGAAGGAGGUGUCCAACCUCACGAUCAACUUCGGGCCACAGCACCCUGCAGCGCACGGCGUGCUGCGGCUGGUGAUGGAGCUGAGCGGCGAGUCGGUGAAGAAGUGUGACCCCCACGUGGGUCUGCUGCACCGUGGCACUGAGAAACUCAUAGAGUACAAGACCUACCUGCAGGCUCUGCCAUACUUUGACCGGCUGGACUACGUGUCGAUGAUGUGUAACGAGCAGGCCUACUCUCUGGCUGUGGAGAAGCUGCUGAACAUACAGGCUCCGCCCCGUGCCCAGUGGAUCCGAGUACUAUACGGAGAGAUGACGCGCAUCAUGAACCACAUCAUGGGCGUCACCACUCACGCCCUCGACAUUGGUGCCAUAACACCCUUCUUCUGGUUGUUCGAGGAGAGAGAAAAGACGUUUGAGUUCUACGAGCGAGUGUCCGGGGCCAGAAUGCACGCCGCCUAUGUCAGACCUGGGGGAGUCCAUCAGGACUUGCCGCUGGGCCUUAUGGAUGAUAUAUAUGAGUGGUGCAAGAACUUUUCCAUACGCGUCGAUGAAGUGGAGGAGAUGCUGACCAAUAAUCGGAUCUGGAAGAAUAGAACAGUUGGAAUCGGUGUUGUUGAAGCAGAAGAUGCACUUAACUAUGGCUUCAGUGGAGUAAUGUUGAGGGGUUCAGGUAUUAAGUGGGACUUGAGAAAGUCUCAGCCCUAUGACAAAUAUGACGAGGUAGACUUCGAUGUGCCUAUUGGAAGCAACGGUGACUGCUAUGAUAGGUAUCUGUGUCGAAUUGAGGAGAUGAGGCAGUCUCUAAGGAUCAUGCACCAGUGUCUCAACAAGAUGCCCGCAGGAGAAAUCAAGGUGGACGACGCUAAAGUCGCACCUCCCAAAAGAUCGGAGAUGAAGACAUCUAUGGAGUCUCUCAUUCAUCAUUUCAAGCUCUAUACAGAGGGUUACAAGGUGCCCCCAGGGGCCACUUACACAGCCAUCGAAGCACCAAAGGGUGAAUUUGGCGUGUACCUGGUCUCUGAUGGUUCUAGCAGGCCCUACCGCUGCAAGAUCAAAGCCCCUGGCUUCGCUCAUUUAGCUGGUUUGGACAAAAUGUCUAAAGGCCACAUGCUUGCUGAUGUGGUUGCGAUUAUUGGAACUCAGGACAUUGUGUUUGGUGAGGUGGACCGUUGAGGAAGCAUAAUGACUGGUUUAGGUACACCUAUUGGGUUCUGUCUUUCAGGUUCAUUCUGCCACAAUGAAAACUUCAGUCAGACCCCUCCAUGUAUAAAAGCUCAUUUAAAUUAAUAAAUAUUUUGUGUCUGUGACAGUA
This is a messenger RNA of Electrophorus electricus (electric eel), 1546 nucleotides long. RefSeq names its product NADH:ubiquinone oxidoreductase core subunit S2 (gene ndufs2). Gene Ontology annotation, molecular function: NAD binding; quinone binding; oxidoreductase activity, acting on NAD(P)H. Lineage: Eukaryota; Metazoa; Chordata; Actinopteri; Gymnotiformes; Gymnotidae. Gene Ontology annotation, biological process: mitochondrial electron transport, NADH to ubiquinone. Gene Ontology annotation, cellular component: respiratory chain complex I. The record is from RefSeq and is a predicted model, not a curated record.